AUGAAUGCAGAAAAUGUAAUUCCUGCGUCGUUAUUGAUUCCGAUGCUCUUGAGUGGUUCAUACGUGCUGUAUUUAUCGUUCUUCAAGAUUUCAAUCAAUGAUAUUAUCAAUUUAUACACAAUCAACGUAUUUGUACCAAUGCAGCUGUUUACAUUAAGUCUUAUCGGAUCUGAAAUUGAACUUUACCUUGGAUUUUAUGGUAUUAAGAGCAUUAUUCAUCGACAUUUCACCUCGUUCUUCGGUGCCGUCAGUUCGAUCAGCUUUCGCGUCCUGUCCGAUGCUUUACUCUUAUCCAUUUACGUUGCAUACAAACAUCCAUUGUCAUAUGCUCGAUAUUUCAGUGCAAGGAGAUGGAAGUGGUACUUUGCAACAUUGCAUGUGAUAGCCAUACUUUGUGGAGUAUGUCAUGUGAUUGUGAUGAACACUGGCGGUGCGAUAUCAUGGAUUGAACCACUCCCGUCGUUUUUUGUUACAUUCACAGUGACGGCUAUCAUUACGGCUUUGGUUAGCACUCGAUUCGUUGCUUGA
This is a messenger RNA of Anisakis simplex (herring worm), 528 nucleotides long. The record is from the annotation of a GenBank genome assembly. NCBI's taxonomy places the organism in Eukaryota, Metazoa, Nematoda, Chromadorea, Rhabditida, Anisakidae.